UAAAGAUCAGUUUACUGUUCGAAGUCAAGCAGGCUUAAAAAUUUGCUUGCAAAAAAUUUACCAUGGCUAAGUUACCAUUGAUGUCAAAGCUUUACAUAGUCGCUGCAUUAUGGCAGGCUGAAUCUGUCACCAUAGUGAUACUCAGUGUCCUCAAUUUGAUCGCGUUCGGAAGGUCGGUUGUCUAUGAUGAGGCAGAAAUUAGAAUCCAAUACUUCCAAAUAAUGAUUGAAAUUGGGAUGACGAUAUGCACCGUUUUGUUUACGUACGCGGCUAAAUUUACCACAGUGCGGCAAUUUUAUAGAUGGUCGAUAGAAAUUGCGUCAGGGAUGGAUUACUUAGCAUCCCAAAAGUUGGUCCAUGGAGAUGCUGCCAGAAACAUUCUGUUGGAUAACAUAUUAGUCGCAAAAAUCUCGGAUUUUGGAAUGUCUCGCAAACAUUACGAGUACCAAGGGUACGCAAGGAAUACGGAGCAAUCAAAAUUCCCUUGGCGCUCAAUGGCUCCUGAAAGUUUGGAUUGUUUGAAAUUUUCUGUACAAUCUGACAUUUACUCGUAUGGGGUUUUACUCUGGGAAAUAUUCAGCUUUGGGGAAACCCCUUGGUCAGAAUUGUGUUGGACGUCGAACUUUAUAGAAAAAUUAAGAGCCGGAGAUCGUCUUCAAAAACCAGUUUGCGCCUCUGAAUAUUUGUAAGGUUAUGGUACAAUGCUGGAAGACAAAUCCAGAAGAUAGGCCAAUGUUUAAGGAUAUUCCGCAUUUGCUUGAAGGAAACGGGUCAAAGGAAAUUUGCGUGACUACGAAUUUUUAAGACGGGAUAUUUGAUAUCUUAUUAAAUAUUUAAAUAUCUAAAUUUAUAUUAAAACAACUCUGGCAAUUUCUUCGUCUCUUAUCUAUUAGGUUAGGUUUUAAUCUUGAGCAGGGUGGGGAUUUAAUUUGUGCGACUCCUGCGAAGUCAGUCUUUCUUGGCAAUUUCGUUGUAGCUUUUAAAUGCUUUUUAAAUCUGUGAUGUAUUUAUGUACUUUAGAUACAUGAUUCAGUGUGAAUAAAGAAAAAUAAGAUUUACAUAUCA
Molecule: messenger RNA, 1065 nt
Organism: Folsomia candida
Lineage: Eukaryota; Metazoa; Arthropoda; Collembola; Entomobryomorpha; Isotomidae
Product: fibroblast growth factor receptor 2
Exons: 6
Coding region: 63-689 (208 amino acids)
Biological process (GO): positive regulation of kinase activity; multicellular organism development; protein phosphorylation
Cellular component (GO): signaling receptor complex
Molecular function (GO): transmembrane receptor protein tyrosine kinase activity; ATP binding
Source: RefSeq, a predicted model, not a curated record